AUGAAGGAGAUGAUAUAUAGAGCUGCGGCAUUUCGGCCUGUGAACUUGGGAUUAGAGGUUGCGAAGAAGCCGAAGAGGAAGAACGUGAAGAUAUCAAGCGAUCCUCAAACGUGUGGCCUUUUGGAAGACGCCCCAAAAUUGUUCGACGAAAUUUUCCAAAGGAAUGUGGUGUCUUGGACUUCAAUUAUUGCCGGGUAUGUCCAAAAUAGUUGCACUGCUGAGGACAUUCGCUUCUUUAAGGAGCUGUUAGUUGAGGAGAUUGAGAAUGCAGGGUGUGUUCAGGAGGAGGGGAUGGUUUUGUGGAUCCAAUAG
This is a messenger RNA of Arachis duranensis, 312 nucleotides long. RefSeq names its product transcription factor HEC2-like. The record is from RefSeq and is a predicted model, not a curated record. The transcript is spliced from 2 exons. Lineage: Eukaryota; Viridiplantae; Streptophyta; Magnoliopsida; Fabales; Fabaceae. Bases 1 to 312 code for a protein of 103 amino acids. Gene Ontology annotation, molecular function: protein binding; DNA-binding transcription factor activity. Gene Ontology annotation, biological process: regulation of DNA-templated transcription.